Aspergillus tanneri is the source of this 969-nucleotide messenger RNA. RefSeq names its product oxidase ustYa family protein. Bases 1 to 969 code for a protein of 322 amino acids. NCBI's taxonomy places the organism in Eukaryota, Fungi, Ascomycota, Eurotiomycetes, Eurotiales, Aspergillaceae. The record is from RefSeq and is a predicted model, not a curated record. Gene Ontology annotation, biological process: mycotoxin biosynthetic process. The transcript has 2 exons.
AUGCUUGGAUUAUUUAAAUCUCUGUUCUCUAAGAAUAGCACUCUACGAUAUGACCGUCUGGGUAGCGAAGACGAUGAGAGCUCGCCUAGCUCAAGGAGCCUUCCUGAAUGGCAAAAGAAAACACCGACUAUUUCCAGUAAGCUGGGAUGGACGGAUCGAAGUUCUUCCGUAUCACUAUUCUGGGUGAAUAUGUUUCUUCUUGGGGUGUCGGGUUUGCUUUUUGCGGGCUCUUUAAAGCAGAAGCCGAACAGCAAUGACUCCGUACAAAACCUGAUUUCCAUUCCCUCACCUGUUCUGGACGAUGUAGGAAUCUCUUUCUCUGUAAAACGCAUGAAUGCAACGCUCUUUCCACGCGACCCACCCAGCAUCUUUCGCCGGGAACCAAGUGCAGAAGUCGACGAUGCCUGGAUGAGAAUCAUUGAUACCAGGCCCAUUCCUCUUUCACGCGCAGAUGUCCUCGCAAUAGGGAAAGACCCAGCGCAGUCAGUUCGGCUUUCCUCAGACUUCGGUUUGGGACCAGAGGUAUAUGCUGGCCGGAUUGACGUGUUUCACCAGUUGCAUUGUUUAGAUGCACUACGACGCGAGGCAUACUUUGAUCAUUAUUACGGGCAAAAGUAUCCUGGUGGCUUCAAUGACACAGACCAGCAUCAUCGCUAUCACCUCUCACACUGCAUCUACAUGUUAUUGCAAAAUAUCCUCUGCAAUGCUAACACCGACAUCUACACGCAUUUCUGGACGGAUGCAGUAGAGCACCCUUGGCCAGACUUUAACAUUCCCCACAAAUGUCGAGAUUUUAGUGCCAUCUUGGACUGGCAGAAUAAGCACGCUGUGAAUGAGGAAAUGUUUGUGGGAAUGAAGAGACCUGACGAUCAAAGACCCCACAGGAUGAGCAGUCACUUCAAGAAGACCGAAAACCCAGUCCUCUAUGGUGAUCUUGACGACAAUGCUUACGAUGGCGAAAAUGCAUAA